AUGUCGAAACGCGCGUCCAAACGCAGGCACGCAAGCCCAGAGCCGGACCUGAGUCUCACAGAAGGUCUCCCUACCAUCAAGACCCGUCGAUACCCUCCUCGAAAAGACGUCGAAUACCAUGCAACAGGAAGACAUCGGUCGUUGUACGAACAUCCUCCCCCUCCCCGUUCCCCCAAACGUCACCGGCACAGCCGCCAAGUCGAAGCCAAGUCGGACACGGAUGGCGAUCUGAAGAUGAUCCCUAUGCCACCAGGGUCACCCUCGACAGCCCUCGUCCUCAGGACUGCAAGAGCACCGGGCCAUGACCAAGAUCACCGAAAGAAUAACGACGAUGGCGGCUAUUUGGAUAUUGUGAGGCGCCGGCGCCGAAAGCCAAAGGCCGAGCUCGAGCUCGAGCCGGUGAUCAAAAGAGCCUCGAAACGUCGCCGCAGCAUCACAGACGAUGCCAGACACGAGAUACAUCAGCGGCAACAGGACAACGACCUCGUCGUCGACAACUAUCGCUUCCGCAACCACAUCCUGUCCCUCCUGGACGAGCAACGCUCGUCGGUCGAGUCGUGGGCCCGUAGCGUCGGCGUGGGCGGGCCGGCUGAGCCGAUGGACUGGCAGCCCGAGCAGGAGCGGGUCGUGUACAUUGCCCGCGACCUCGUGGAGUACGACUGCUACGAGGAUCGGUGGAGAAUCGGGGGUGGGCAGGAGCAGCAGCAGCAAAUGGAGGACUGGUCGACGGCGCAGCUCUCAUCGGAAUUAGUGUCGUGGGCCGAUCAGACAGAGGAUGGGUCGGCGAUGUGUGGGGCGCCGGUACUUGGUUUAAGUCUUGUGGAUGUGAUUGAGUGA
Messenger RNA from Colletotrichum fioriniae, 837 nucleotides. RefSeq lists its product as uncharacterized. The record is from RefSeq and is a predicted model, not a curated record. NCBI's taxonomy places the organism in Eukaryota, Fungi, Ascomycota, Sordariomycetes, Glomerellales, Glomerellaceae.